Drosophila subpulchrella is the source of this 1680-nucleotide messenger RNA. RefSeq lists its product as uncharacterized. The coding region runs from base 105 to 1598 and encodes 497 amino acids. NCBI's taxonomy places the organism in Eukaryota, Metazoa, Arthropoda, Insecta, Diptera, Drosophilidae. The transcript is spliced from 4 exons. The record is from RefSeq and is a predicted model, not a curated record.
UUCAUCAAACCGUCCUAAGCAGUAUUCUUAUAAAAGUUCCCCACAACAAAGACUUCAAAACAAGACAACUAAAACUAAAUAAACAAAAAAGAAAACACAAUAAAAUGUCCCAUAAAAAGACAAAAAAUAGCGUAGUGAUCGAUCGGGAUGGUGUUAGAGAAACCCCAUCAGAUCCUUGGAUAAUUUCCUUUCCCUUGCCGGAGCAGAAGGAUCCGUCUCUGUGCCGGGAUGAGUUCCUCAGCUCCUUGAUAAAGGAACACGAGACCAGGGCGGAGUCCCUGAGGCCCCGAUCGACAAUCCGCGACAUUUCGGUGGCUGUAGUUGUGAAGGAACAGGAUGAAGAGGUACAAAAGGGGGCCGAGGCUAUGGUUGUCUUGCAGCUGGCCAAGCAACGCCAAGCGGGGCCGCUGAGGAAAACAGUUGAGGAAGUUUUGGCCAGCAUUAGAAUGAGAUCGACCCUGCUGGCUGCACUGAACUACCAGUGCCAGAAGGCGGCCAUCGAAUUCCUAUCGGUGCGUCUGCUCAAGCAACUUCGCCUCUUCUCGAGUCCCUGGCCGGGAGAACUGGAGGAGAUUCCCCACAACCUGUUCAGCUGGUCGUUGGAUGACUUCAUGAAGCGCCUGAACAUGAAGCAGAUAUACCUGGACGUCAUCCGUCGGGAGCGGAGUGUAGAGGAUCUCGAUUGCGUAAAGUUCUGCAGGGAUCUGAGCGAGAUCGAACUUCUUAUAUACGAAAUCCGUAAGGAUUAUCGCGACGAUCAAGAUCUCUGUAAAAACAGCAUGCAGUUGUUGCGGGACGCCCAAUACAACACGAAUGCGCCCUGGGUCAAUACUUUAAAGACAAAUCUCCAAGGCAUAAAUGAGCAAGCGUCUAAAGUCGCGCUUGUUGAUAAAAGAAGUUCCUAUAAGAUGAACUCUCGUCAAACAUCGGUUUUGGAUGAUUUUGAGAAUGCAACGGCUUUUGAUCCCAUUGAGAUGCGUUAUCAAAUCAACUGGUUACGAAGUUGUACGGAUCAGCGUCUGAUGCUGAUAGAAGGACGGGAGGAAUCGUUGAGAAACGAACUGAGGGAUUUGGCGGAACACGAGUUGCAGGACCUAUCGGUGCAGCAUUCCUGCGAGCUCAUGUAUUCCCUAGAGUUGGGAAAGCUUAGGGAGAGCAUUAAGACCUGGCAGGAUCGACUGGACACCGAUCUGGAGAGCGCCGACGUCCUUUGCACAGUUACGAAGCUUUCUGUCCAAAAGUUAAAUGAUGAUCUAAAGUUCUACAUGGAACUGAAGGACACGUACUUAAGGAAAGUGGAUGAGGUGCGAGCGCUUAUAGCCUACGAGCAGAUGACUCCUGAAGAGAGGGAACUUGCCGCUAACAAGAAUCGAUUGUCCAGGAGGUCUACGAGGAAAUCUGCGAUAAAGCCUGUAAGGAAAUCUGAAAUAAAAACUGAAAGGAAGUCUGAAAUGAAAUCUGAAAGGAAGUCGGAAAGAAAAUCUGAAAGCAAGACAGAAAGAAAAUCUGUAAGAAAGUCUGAAAUGAAAACUGAAAGGAAGUCUGAAAAGAAAUCUGAAAGGACGUCUGAAAGGAAAUCCAGAAAAUCAAAAGUGUAAUAGUGUAUCCUUCGAUUUGGAUCAUUUUACUUAUAUAUGUUUGCAAUUUACCAACGAGAACAUUAAAACAUAGAAACAUUAA